Molecule: messenger RNA, 1630 nt
Organism: Somion occarium
Lineage: Eukaryota; Fungi; Basidiomycota; Agaricomycetes; Polyporales; Cerrenaceae
Source: the annotation of a GenBank genome assembly
AUGCCGUCUUAGUCGCAUUGCCUCCAAACAAACAUCUUCUGGUACUCCAGACAGCAUCCACGUCUGGACGUCCGGACAUACCAACCUCCUAGUAAGUAUACAAUGGGGGCCAACAUUCCACCAGAGCUGCAAGAUCUCCCGAUCUCGAAACGGCCUCCCAAGACCUGGUCUCAGACGCUCAACGCUCUGCUCUUCAUUAUAGUCUUCGACUUUGCGAAUCUUAUGAUCAAUGCCUUUCAAUUCGUCAUCGUUCUGCCCAUAAGAUUGAUUCCGGUCUCUUCGGCGAGAAAUCUUUACGAUGAGGGUAUUCGAUAUAGUAAGGGUGCCUUUGGUAUCUUGCUAGAGUCUCUUGGCGGCCUUAGUCUUGAUGAGCCAAUGGUUCGCACCAACGAAACUUGUUGUCUCGUUUGAAAUAGAGGGCCAAGGUCGGUUCACAAACGAGGAGAUCGAGAAGUUGGUGGAGAAGGACGCUUCAGGUCGUGUGCUUGCUCUUCAUCUGCCCCAGAAGGCGGUCAUGAUCGCGAACCACCAGAUCUACGCGGACUGGUGGUACGCGUGGUGUCUGACGUACUUCAUGGGAACCCACAAAGACGUAUACAUCGUCCUAAAGGACAGUCUGAAAUGGGUUCCCAUCGUAGGUUGGGGCAUGCAGUUCUACAAUUUCAUUUUCCUUGCUCGUUCAUGGGCGUCAGAUCGCCUUCAUCUAUCCAAGAGCUUGGCCUGGUUAGGACGUCGUGCAGAACAAAGGGAUACCCCGUUAACCCUCAUAUUGUAUCCCGAAGGUACCCUAGUCAGUAGAGAUACCAGACCCAUAAGCAAGAGAUACGCUGACAAACUAGGCAUUCCCGAUAUGGUUCAUUCACUUCUACCAAGAUCUACCGGUCUUCAUUAUUCUCUUCGUUCCCUCGCUCCCAAGAUACCCAGUUUGCAAUUGAUCGACAUCACAAUGUCAUACCCAGGUAUUCCUGCGUUUAGCUACGGCCAGGAUCACUACACCUUGCGCUCCAUCUUCUGUGACCGUGUUCCCCCACCUGCCGUGCACAUGCACAUUAGGCGUUUUGACGUAGCUAAGGAGGUACCCAUCGGAGAUCUAUCCGGAAGCAAUGCAGAGUCUUUGCCCAAUGGAUCAGCAUCUUCGAAGGGUCAUACAGUUGAGAUCGACAUUCCAGAGAAUGAACGGGUCAAUUUCGACUCCUGGCUACAGGACCUCUGGCGGGAAAAGGACAAGCGUAUGUCAAAGUUUUUGGAUACAGGCUCAUUGGUGGAUGAGGGACAAGUGAGGUUGGAGAUUCCAUUGGAGUUGAAGCAUAGACGAGAGAUUCUGGACGCAUUUUGCUUUUUCGUGCCUGCGCAGAUGGGAUGGAUAUCCACGAAGUUGCGGUAGGAGAUGUGGAUGUGUUGGCGAUACGAGGUCACGGGCUGCUUCAUGAUGGUUACGAAUUCAUUGUUACGAUACACAUUCCCUUUGCAUGUUGUUGUACUUGCUAGUUAUUCCUUACUUCGGAAAUGGACAUUGUAUAACCACGGAUGACCUGCAGGGUGUUUGCGCGAAGAGCAAUAGUGUGCAAUAUUCUAGACAUAAUUACUUUUGAGCGGCGGUAGUGAAAACGAUGGGAUGAAGUGUCGACGC